CGAUGGUAUCGUCCCCUGUGUCGUCACGUCUGGGGGAUAACGCUCGUCAUCGUUCUGUUCAUAGCACAUAGUGCGUCGUCAGACGAAGGCGGCUGUCCACAUGGUUGUACAUGCUCCGCCACCAUUAUAGACUGUCGUCAUAGCAACCUGACGUCACUUCCUUCCACACUUCCUCUUGCCGAUACGAUUGAGAGGUUACUUGUUUCGGGCAACCGGAUAAAGCAGAUUGGAGUUGAACUUAAGUCUUACCCAGCACUCGAACGAGUUGAUGUUGCAUCCAAUAACAUCAGUAGCAUCAGCGACGGAGCUUUCAGUGGCAUAGAGAAUCUGGACAAUCUGAUUCUUCGUCGGAAUUAUCUGGUAAAGUUGACGAACGAGACCUUUCAAGGUCUCCGCGCGCUCAAGACCUUGGACUUGGGAUACAAUGUCUUGAAAACCUUACCCAACGGUGCUUUCCGAGACUUGAAAAACUUGCAGCAAUUAGAUUUGAUGAAAAAUAACAUUUCAUUCAUCGAAGACGAUGCUUUUGAUGGCUUGGAGUCUUUGAAAGUUUUGAAUCUAACAAGAAACCUUCUUCAAGUGUAUCCUACAACCGCUCUCUCAAAACUGACAUCCGUUACCCGUCUCGUCUUGGAUGACAACAGGUUGAAGAGCAUACCCAGAUUUGCAUUUGCAGGUCUUCGGAAUCUGAAGUUUUUGAGCUUGAAUGGGAACCAUCUAGCAAGCUUAGAACCAUCAGCGUUUGCCGUGCUGAAGGCAGGUUCUGGAACCUCUUUAGUGGAACUCUCCAUAAAAGGAACAGACUUGAACGAUGUCCCAACUCCAGCGUUUCAAAGUCUUACAAGUCUUGAAAUACUAGACAUCAGUAAAAAUAAAUUCAAAAUUUUCAAGAGGGGGUCUUUUAAUGGGUUGAGAAGUCUUCGGAAACUGACAGUCACAUCCUCUAGAUACUUGACAACCAUUGAAAAUGGAACAUUUGAAUUUAUGUCGAAUUUAACGGAAGUCAUCAUAAGAAACAAUAAAGCUCUUACGGCGAUUGGAGAGAGGGCUUUUCCCACCGGGGGAACUCUUGUGGUUCUUGAUUUAAGUUCCAAUUCCAUUCACACAUUUUAUCGAAACAUGGUUCCAUGGGAUAAAAAUGCGACUGUUGAUAUGAGAAAUAACCAACUGUUCUGUGACUGUAAUAUUGUGUGGAUGUUUACAACUCUGAAGAACGCCAAUAAUCCGAUGACAAAAACAUAUGCGUCAAAUCUUUCCUGCACAGCUCCGGAUUCAUACAGAGGUAAAAAUUUAUUCUCGCUUUCCAAUUCAACCUUCAACUGUGACAUUGCUAAACCUUAUACCCAUGACGUUCUGAGUCGGGUCAAGGUCGCUGCAGUUGCUGCAGGCAUCACAAGCAUUUUACUCAUGUGCUGUGCGCUUUUCAUCAAGUUCCGAAAAAAGAUUUGUAUGGUAGUCAGAAGACAGUAUCGGUACCGCCAGUAUAAAAACAAUGGUUCUCUUUCAGAGAGUAGGCAGAACGGGGAACUCACUGAAGAAGGUACUGCAAUGGAGGUCAUAAGUUCAUAUAAAGAUGACCCUGAAAUUGAAGUUCAAGACAGCGAGUGUCGUAAGUCUAUGUUAAAGUAUGGGAGUUACGAUCAUCUUAGGGUUACGAUCGCGUUGAGGAACGGGGCCCUGAACUAUGUGCUCCAGGCAAACACAGUCCUCUGAGGCGCCGGAAUUUAUUCCGAAGAGUUGCUUCCCUUAGAAGCGCCAGGAUCCAAUGAUCGUGUUUGUAAACUUGCAGUGGGGUGCUUUUGUCACAAUACUUUACCUUUGAGAUUGUUUUACCUUUAAGUUGCUCAAACACUACAUAAAAUCAGUGACGUAUAUCUCGGUGACUGGCGUAGCCAAAGAAUAACACAUUGUA
This is a messenger RNA of Haliotis rubra (blacklip abalone), 1912 nucleotides long. Its product is annotated as leucine-rich repeat and immunoglobulin-like domain-containing nogo receptor-interacting protein 2. Gene Ontology annotation, cellular component: extracellular matrix. The record is from RefSeq and is a predicted model, not a curated record. The annotation marks the transcript as partial. The transcript is spliced from 3 exons. Lineage: Eukaryota; Metazoa; Mollusca; Gastropoda; Lepetellida; Haliotidae. Gene Ontology annotation, molecular function: protein binding.